UCGAUAUGCUAGGCCGUUUUUUGCAGGGUAGUUUUCAAAAACUAUCGAUAGGUGCGACAGUUUGCAACUAUCGACAGUAUCCCAGCUCUAGCAGGUGUGUUUGAGAUAGUGCACAGUCGAACAUGGUCAGUCUUUCAACUUUACGAAAUCAUUGGAAAAAAUCGUUAUUUGCAGCGGGUGUCGCAGGAUAUGGGCUAUAUUAUGCAAAAACAAGCUUCGACAUAUCCCAGCAUAUGAAAAAUGUUUGUGCCGACACCAUUGCAAAUGGAAAGGUUUGUGAUAAGCCCAAACAUGUUUUGGUUGUUUUGAAUCCCGCUGCCAACAAAAGAAAAGCGGAGAAAAUGUUUAAGGAUUAUUGCGAACCUAUUCUGCACCUCUCCGGUUACAGCGUGGACAUUAUUAAAACGACUGAAGAGGGUCAUGUCAAGACAUGGCUUAAUGAUAUGACUGUGCGUCCACAUGCGAUUGUAGUCGCAGGUGGCGAUGGGACAGCAUCAGAAGUAGUUACGGGGCUACUACGUCGAAAAGAAGGCAAGUGCCCUAUUGUCUUGCUGCCAUUAGGACGAAGAAGCACAACCGCAUUGAAAUAUCUCGAUUUUAAACCGGAAAACAAACUCGAACGUGUCAAAUCCCUAACUGCGGCUUUAAGGCCACUUCUAGAGGAGAAAGUAAGGAGUGAAAGUGUUAUGAAAGUCGAUUUCAUUAACAGUCCAUCAGAUAAUGCGCCUGCAAACAAAACAACUGAAACCUCCAUUUACGGCUUGAAUGACUUUUCUUGGGGGCUGCUACGGGAUCUUGAAAGCAUUACAGAUAAAUAUUGGUACUUUGGACCGCUGCGACAAUAUGCAGCUACAAUUCUUAACGCAUUUUCCAGCAAACUAGACUGGAACUUUUCUACAGAUUUCAUUUACACUCCACCGUGCUCCGGUUGCCGUAAUUGCCAAGCGAAGGAAAAUAAAUCGUAUGUGAAAAAGUUUUUACCUCGCAUGUAUACGGUAAGGGACACAAGUAUUCCCAAUGCAAACUCUUAUAAAUUAAAUGACGAUUGCGCUACAAGAAUUGAGGGACAUACGAGUGCGAAUCAACUAAAUAUAACCUGCAAAAAAAAUGGUGAUUCAAUCACCGAACUUGAAACCAAAAUUAUUAACACGCUAGUGCCAGGCAUCGAAUUUGUUAAAAAAUUAAACAAAGUAAUAGGCAGGGAGCUGGAACCCAACAGCAUGCUUAAAAGUAGAACUAUACAGCUGCUACCUUCUGUAAAGGAGACAACUGACGCGCAUUACUCCAUAGAUGGCGAGGAAUAUGACGUUAAACCGUUGAAAAUAGAAGUUGUACCGAACGCAAUACAAGUCUUUUGUAAUUAAACGAAUUAAAACUGGGAUAUGUGUAGUACAUAUGUACAUAUUCUACUCUUA
Rhagoletis zephyria (snowberry fruit fly) is the source of this 1415-nucleotide messenger RNA. RefSeq names its product acylglycerol kinase-like protein Mulk (gene Mulk). NCBI's taxonomy places the organism in Eukaryota, Metazoa, Arthropoda, Insecta, Diptera, Tephritidae. Gene Ontology annotation, biological process: sphingosine biosynthetic process; phosphorylation; ceramide biosynthetic process. The record is from RefSeq and is a predicted model, not a curated record. Gene Ontology annotation, cellular component: membrane; mitochondrion; cytoplasm. Gene Ontology annotation, molecular function: acylglycerol kinase activity; ATP-dependent diacylglycerol kinase activity; ceramide kinase activity.